Messenger RNA from Frankliniella occidentalis (western flower thrips), 4585 nucleotides. It is a transcript of the gene Trc8, whose product is annotated as protein TRC8 homolog. Gene Ontology annotation, molecular function: ubiquitin protein ligase activity. Lineage: Eukaryota; Metazoa; Arthropoda; Insecta; Thysanoptera; Thripidae. The transcript has 8 exons. Gene Ontology annotation, biological process: ERAD pathway. Bases 152 to 2044 code for a protein of 630 amino acids. Gene Ontology annotation, cellular component: endoplasmic reticulum; endomembrane system. The record is from RefSeq and is a predicted model, not a curated record.
GAGUCGACGUUGCAGUAGCGGUCAGUUGGUGUUGAUGUGUGUAUCCAUGACUUUGGACGAUGACGUAUUGGUUAGGAUCACAACAAUCAGACUUUUUCUCGUAUUUAGUUAAUAACAAAAGUGAAAAAAUUGUGAAAGUGUGAACAUUGCGAUGCCAGAAGUAGUACAGUCAAAUCUACAGUCCAAAAUGACGCUUUACGUCCAAAAGAUCCUGAAAUCUCUAGAAGUAGUUUUACGUGUACCACCACUGUUUGUUAUUGAUGAAAUCCUCAAAAAUAUGGGGUCUGCAUCUCCCAUUGACAUUUCACUUGAUUUGGCCGAAGAAAAUGACAGGAACGUAUUAGAUUACCAUGUCAUCAUCGUAGCCCUAGUGAAAUUCAUGUGUGGAACUCUAGGUUGUAUCUUAGCAGUUUGUGUUUUUGUUUUAUGGACAAACAAUCUUGUGAAAGUGUAUCGACACUUAGGGUCAGUCCUGAUAAUCUUUGCCUUGUACUGGGCCAAUGUCACUUACGUUGAUUCAAUUCUUGGUCAGCAAAGUAUUAUGAAGAACCAGGGUGUUGAUGUCCUUCAUCUUCAGCCCUUUGGAUUAAACCGAUUCUUUGAAUUUCACAAAUCAUAUGCUGUCAAGAAUAUUGCAUAUUGGUACCCUAUUCUCCAGGGUGUGUUAACAACCCUCUUCUCAACUGUUUACCAAGGUCCUAGGCCUCCCUUUUUAUUGCUAUUCAUGUACAUUUCACCAAUAGUUCUAACCCUAUCCCCACUGCCUGUUGCCAUAACUGCUCACACUCCUCUUAUGUGUGCCAUUAUACCUCUACUUUUGAUUAAAUAUGUUAUAUGGGUAAAUGUAACGCCUGCUACUCAAACUCUGUAUUCUGGUUACCGCCAUGUGCACACUAUGCUCUCAAACUUUGGUAUGGCGACUUUUGUUGAAGCCGAAUGGACAAGACUGAAUGUUCCAAGCGUCCUACUUACAUUCUGGAUUAUGCGAGUCUCAGGACAUGCUGGCCUUCUAACCAUGGAAUAUCUCCAAUCUGGUGUGAGCACACCAUUGCCAGAACUAUUGCACCAAAUGGCAAAGGCCUUGCUAGUUGGUGGGUGUGAUACUUUAAUAGCUGUAUUAGGCAUGACCAGCGUAGUCAGUUAUUUGUGUUAUUAUUUGGGAUGCCUAUUCCAAUGGGCUCUUCUUGCAGAGGAAGAUGAAGAAAAGCCCAUAGGAACUGUUUCGGCAAUGCUGUUUUAUGUCUUGGCACUGCAGGCAGGAUUAACAAGCUGUGACCCUGAGAAGCGUUUAGUUCGGCUCAGCCGAAAUAUUUGUCUACUUUUUACUGCACUUUUACAUUUUGUGCAUAAUUAUGUCCAUCCGCUUCUCCUGUCACUUUCUGCAAGCCACAACCCAGCCCUGCACAGACAUUUAAGAGCUCUUGGUGUAGCUGUAUUCAUAAUAGUAUUUCCUAUAUCCUUGCUCAUUUUCCUCUGGUCUCAUCAUGAACUCAGUACUUGGCUUCUAGCUGUGUCUGCUUUUAGUGUUGAAGUUAUUGUGAAAGUAAUAGUAUCUCUCAUGAUCUAUUCUCUUUUCCUUUUGGAUGCAUACCGCUCAACAUUUUGGGAAAAGCUCGAUGAUUAUGUGUACUACAUUCAAGCUUUUGGCCAUGUAGUUGAAUUUAGCUUUGGAAUCCUCCUGUUCAUGAACAGUGCAUGGGUUUUGGUGUUUGAGGCUGGUGGUGCAGUGCGAGCAGUGAUGGUUGGAAUCCAUGCAUACUUCAAUAUCUGGUGUGAUGCUCAAGCUGGAUGGCGAGUGUUUAUGAAGAGAAGAACUGCUGUUAACAAAAUUAACUCAUUACCAGAAGCUUCACCACAACAGCUCCAGGCUCUAAAUGAUGUUUGUUCUAUCUGCUACUCAGAGAUGGUAUCAGCCAAAAUCACUCGUUGCAACCACUUUUUCCAUGGGGUAUGCCUCCGAAAGUGGUUGUAUGUUCAAGAUAGGUGCCCUCUGUGCCAUGAUAUUUUGUAUAGAGUUGCAAGUCAAGAACAGCUUUCGCAGUGAACAGCAGUACUUCAUACUGUGGACUGAAUCUAAUGGCAUCUGUAAUUAUUUAGUAAACCAUUUUCUGUAUGAUGUGAUAUUUUAGGUGUGCCCAGUUUGGCACUAAAUUGUUUUUUUCAUCAAAACAAUGCAGGCUGUGACUAAGCAGUGUUUGUUUAAUGGCUCCCUUUAUAUUUUUACUUUUUAGUUAUUUUAUCAACAACAAAAAGCUUUCAACAUGAACAACUCAAAUAAAUGUGUAGAGUUUUUAUUAUUUAUGUACCAGCUUUGCUAUUUACUUGUUCAAUCAGGAGAGAUAAUGUGGAUUUACGAUCCGAACGCUCCGAGUGCUGUUGGGGCGAGAGUUGUGGUUGGCGGGGGAGAACAACGCCCCCGAAUCAAUUCCCUCACCCCAACUACACUCGCAGCGUUCCUAUCGUGAAUGCACCUAAAAGUGGCUCUACUCUUGUGAUGAUUUUUUUCUACUGUUUAGUUUGUUGUUUAUUUUCUAAUUUUUGAAAUUGUUACACAGUGAUGCAUCAAGUAGCAAUCCCUCCAUUAUAGAGAGUACUUAUUAUGUUUUAAUUUAAGAUAAACUCCCAUUUAUGUAUUCCCCAUUCCAGGCUAUUUUUGCCAAUGCAAUUAGUUUAUCUAAAAUGUACUUAAGUAUCUAUCCUUACACGAUAUUAAAGGUAAUUUGUCCAACACUUUGUUAGAGAUGCAAAGUGAUUAGAGUCUUCCAAGGCAUCUUGUUUGUAGCAUAUUGCAUACCCGGGUUAUACCAGCACCUGACUCCAUUCUAUGGGAGGUGUAUAAAUUUUUUCUAUUGAGUCAAUUCGAUUGGGAAACUUUUGGCCUACCCUAAUGAUGUAGCUCAAUGUGUCAUUCCAAGUAAAUUAGUUUCUUUUCAGAAACUUUUUCAAUUAAUACCUGUAUACAUUUUGGAUAUAUUUCCCACCUUAUUACAGAUGUUAACCAUUCCAUCUAGUUUUGUACUGAACUUUUUGUAUUUGGUGUUCCAACAUGGUUAAGAGUUAGGCUUGUGUCAUCUUGGCAGCACACAAAUUAGCCUUUUAUAUACAUUGUAGACUAAAAACAAGUUUAUACUUUAUGAAAAAGUUAAAAAUCGAUAGUGGAUUUAGUAUCCUGAUACUUCAACAUUAACAUUUCAAGUAAUAUUGUAUCAAACAUUCUUUUCAGCUACCAUAUUACCUUCGAUUUAUCAGUUAUCUGUUGUACUUUGUUCACCAUGGAUGUCCUCCAGUAACUGUUUUCUUUUGUAAAGAGAAGUAAGGAUAUCCAUUUUGUAAUCUAUCCUUUCUUUACUAGUAUUAUUGUUUAACUGCUUACAAGGAAAGAAUAUUUGUGUUUAGUUUGUAACAAAUGGAGUGUUAUUACAAUCUUCUGUGAUUUUAACUAUAUUAGUGUAUAUUGUAAGAUAUAAAGCUUUUAACUGGUCAACUGCAUUUGUGUAAAAAAAAUUGAGCAUUCUACACAGUGCUAUGUAGUAUUUAAGUAUCACCAAUAUCAUUGAUAUGGGAGUUUGUUUGGUAGAAAUGUAAGGGUGAUGACUGGAUCUGUGAUUUUAGGGUCUCUGUUUGAAAUCUGGAUGAAAGAAUGUUUGAGAGCUUUCAUUAGAAAAUAAUCCUUAAUUUUAUAUGAAAGCAUUGUUAUGCCACUGGUCCUUACAGCAUUGUAGUGUACUUCAUUUUAUGAUUGAGGAUUUGAGUCUCCAGUGUCCUUUGUUGAAGGUUUUUUCUUUUUAAAACAUAUAACACAAAUGUGACAUGACAAUAUUUCAGUAGUUUUGGUUUUGACAAUCUUGGAGUUUUGAGGAACAGCUUUUACGCCUAUGAAAAUUAGACCAAUUUUAUUGUUCAACGCUCAUUUUUUUGACAGUAAUCUUAAGACUGACCAACUUUAUCUGAGCUUCUUGCUUUUCACUGUGGAAAUUAAUUAAUUAAUGCUGCCAGUAUUUGGAAGCUGCAGUUUGUAGACUCUAUAGAUAAGUGUAGGAAAGCCCAACUCGCCUUCUUGCUCAAAUUCCUAUUCUUAAGAGUGUUUAGGAAGCACUGGUAAAACAAGUGUGCAUAAUUUUAACACCAGCGUGUGCAAGUUAUGAUUUCAAACAUUACAUGGUGUUUAACUCAAGUUGCACACUUGAGUGGUGUGCACUUUUUAAACGUUUUGUAAACGUUUAAAUUCUGCACACUUUGGCACACACAAAUCUACAGGAACCACAUUGUGUGCAGCUGAUAUACUUUUAGGAAGUGUUGAAUGUUUAAACACCAAUGAACGUUUAACCUAGUUAAACACCACAAUGUAUUGAGAAAAUGCACACUUGAACUUAAAUACCAAUUGGCGUUUAACAUUUCACACUUGUUUUACCAGUGAGGGGACUGUAAAAGAAUGUGCCAGGUAUUCAGGUCAGGAUGCUUUCUCAGUGAGGCCGCAUCUAAGGUCCAAUGGAUUUUCGUGUCUCAUAGAGUAUGUUAAUUUGUCAUCUCUGAAAAAUGUGAAGUCUGUUAUAAAAUGCACAAAAUAUAUUUUCUGAAAAGCUUU